AUGUUCGGAGAUCAAGCGCUGAAGUUGGUGACCGAAGCUAAGGCUUGCUUGAACUUGGACAAUGUCAAACCGUACAACGACGAACUCAUCCGAUCGCUCGUCCUAGAAACCAAGCAACUGCAUACCCACCUCACAACCUUACUCUCCACCCUGGAAUCGCAAUCCGCCUUCCUCCCGCCCGUCGAAAUAUCCGGUCUCCAAUCGCAACUCCUGAUGCUCCAUCUCAUCAUAUCCUACAACAAACGCGCACUCCUCAUCUACCACAACAUUCGUCUCGAUUUGCUCUUCUCGCACCUGUCACGGCACUCGUUCUCCCUGCCUAUCCUGUACGCGAAACAACCACACUUGCGCACAACACUCUCCCCCUCCGAGCAGGACCAGCUCAAGCGCUACUCCGACCUUGUGCAUCGCACCAAACUCGAAUACCUCGACUUGAGCCCCAACCUGCGGCUGGAUGUGGCGGAUGGGCAGGUGUACGAGCCCGUGCCGACGGAGCUGCUCGUCACGGUGAAGGUCAACAAGGAUCUGAACGAUGUCUGGUUGAGCUCGAACCAAAUUGCCCCGACGACGUUUAGGAAGGACCAGACGGUCACCAUCAACAGGGCCGAUGUGCGCGGUCUGAUCGGCAGAGGAUGGGUCACGGUUGUGGACGGCAGCAGCUGA
Messenger RNA from Sporisorium graminicola, 663 nucleotides. RefSeq lists its product as uncharacterized. Gene Ontology annotation, biological process: DNA replication; DNA strand elongation involved in mitotic DNA replication. Bases 1 to 663 code for a protein of 220 amino acids. The record is from RefSeq and is a predicted model, not a curated record. Lineage: Eukaryota; Fungi; Basidiomycota; Ustilaginomycetes; Ustilaginales; Ustilaginaceae. The transcript has 2 exons. Gene Ontology annotation, cellular component: GINS complex.